AUGCCUGGCCGACGCCCCUCAGUAGCUGCCAGCACAUCUUCGCCUUCUCGCGCAGGCAGCCAACCUCCCGAGGACGACGUGGAUGAGGAGCCCUUCUUCGACUCUGUCGAUGAGCUUCAGUCGCAUGGCAUCAACGUCCAGGAUAUCCUCAAACUCAAGUCUGCUUCUAUCACUACAAUAUCUGGCGUCACCAUGACUACUAGGAGGUCACUCUUGAAGAUCAAGGGCCUAUCCGAGGCGAAGGUAGAGAAGAUCAAGGAAGCGGCGCUGAAGAUCCAAGGAUCUUCCUUCGCUACUGGCUUGGAGAUGCAAGAUAAGCGCAAACGUGUUCUCUGCAUCAGCACUGGUAGUAAGGCCGUUGACGGUAUCCUCGGCGGCGGUGUCAUGUCCCAGUCCAUUACUGAGAUAUACGGAGAGUACCGCACCGGGAAAACGCAAUGCGCUCACACCAUGGCUGUAAUCGCUCAGUUGCCCCCAGAUAUGGGCGGCGCAUCGGGCAAGGUGGCUUACAUCGACACUGAAGGAACCUUCCGCCCCGAUCGCAUACGAUCCAUUGCCGACCGCUUCGGUGUCAACGGUGACAUGGCGUUGGAAAACAUCUUAUACGCUCGUGCCUUCAACAGCGAACAUCAGAUGGAGCUCAUCAACGAAUGCUCGUUACGGUUUGCGGAGGAUAAGGACUUCAGGUUGCUUAUCGUAGACAGCAUCAUGGCGCUCUUUCGAGUUGACUUCUCCGGUCGCGGUGAGCUGAGUGAAAGGCAACAGAAGCUUGCUCAAAUGCUGUCUAAACUCACCAAACUCUCUGAGGAAUUCAACAUUUGCAUCCUGAUCACCAACCAAGUUCAAUCUGAUCCCGGUGCUACAAUGACUUUCGUCGCCGGCGGUGCUCUCAAGCCUAUCGGUGGCCACAUCAUGUCUCACGCUUCUGCGACGCGCAUGUUCUUACGCAAAGGUCGCGCUGAGGAGCGCGUUGCCAAGCUCGUUGACAGUCCAGACAAGCCAGAGUCAGAAGCUUCGUACAAGCUCGACGAAGGUGGUUGGGCUGACGUCUGA
Messenger RNA from Peniophora sp. CBMAI 1063, 1053 nucleotides. Lineage: Eukaryota; Fungi; Basidiomycota; Agaricomycetes; Russulales; Peniophoraceae. The record is from the annotation of a GenBank genome assembly.